Molecule: messenger RNA, 711 nt
Organism: Verticillium nonalfalfae
Lineage: Eukaryota; Fungi; Ascomycota; Sordariomycetes; Glomerellales; Plectosphaerellaceae
Exons: 2
Source: RefSeq, a predicted model, not a curated record
AUGACACCGCAUCAAGCGACACAGCACAUUGUCCUCGUCGGGGCCUGCUACCUUGACACGAUUCUCAGGCAAGGAACCUCCGUGCCCCGAUACCCGCAGGAAGACGAGAAACUGCGCGCCACGGAGCUGCAGGUUCGUCGCGGUGGCAACUGUCCCAACUCCCUCCAGGUGCUGCAGCAGUUCCUCGCGGCCGAGGGCGCUCUCGCCAGCCCGCCGGCGAGCGAGACACAGCUGCACCUCGUCUCGCCGCUGCCGCAGCGCGACAGCCCCGCGACGGAGCAGAUCCUCGCGUCGUUCGGCCGGGGUCCAUCGCCUCCCGUCGACUUUGACCACUGUCUGUUCCGCGCGGGACACAUGACGCCGGCGAGCUGCUACGUGCUCCGCAGCGCCGCGACUGGCAGUCGCACCAUCGUCAACAGCAAUACGCUGCCGGACAUGACGGUCCGCGAGUUCGCGGCCAUCGUCGGGGCCAUGACCGGGCGCGCUGCGGGCGAACGGGGGCACGCUAGCACGGGGCGAAACGCGGGCCGCUGGUGGUGGCAUUUCGAGGGACGCGAACCGGCAACGACCCUCGCGUGCAUGCGCGUGCUGCGGCAAGAGCUCGGCGAGUCUGUCCAGAUCAGCGUCGAGGUUGAGAAGCCGGGCCGCGAGGGCUUGCGCGCCCUGGCGGCCGAAGCAGACGUGGCCUUCUUUUCCAAAAGCUGGGCUGAG